GUUUCCCUUAAGCUGCCUCUUGGUGUAACUCCUCUGUACAUUCUGUGCUGUGUGCUAUGCAUUGUGCAUGCUACUCUGUUUCUCACUGUGACAAACAAACAAACAGGGGCGGUGCGUGAUGGUUUCCGAGGCUGAUCAAAAAAAUGUGAUGCCCAGUGAUGAUCAGUGCUUUUUAGUGUAUUUCAUUGUGGGAACCUACUUUGGUCCUGACAUCAAAUCCGAAGGAGCCACCAAGAAAUCAAUAUUGCAGAGAGUAGCAGAAGGGUUCCCUCCAUACACAUUGAAUCAAUUAACCAAUUCUUUCAUCAAAGUUGUUGAAUUGGAGCGUGUUUAUUAUUAUAUACUCAGGAAGAGUGAUAAAUCACUCAUCCUUAAGUUAGCCUUUCUGCGUCGGUUCUUUCAAGGUCAGGGUGGAAAUAGCAAUUACCCCCACUUUCUCGAUUUGUUCCCUCUCCACUUGCACCCUCAGUCCCGCUUCCAAAACCUCUAUAACAUUGUUGAUAACAUUGUGUUUAUUAACAAUCCUGAUACCAGGUACAUAAAACCAGAGGAUGUUGCGAGGUUCAAGAGACUGAGUGGGGUUGAAGAGUUGCAUGUGGACAGAGACGCAGUCAGGUUGCAUCUAGUUGUUUCUUCUUACGACAAUUGUGUUCUCAACAACUCUAAGAUGUCUAUGGGAAAGAAUGAGAAUGAGUUCUCUGGUGGAUUUUAUAAGUUUCGGGAUAAUGUUCAUGGUCGUGUGAGGGAUACUACAACUCAUCGACAUCAGGGUGGUGAUAUUGAAGAUGAGGUGAAUGAUGAUCCUGGAGAAGUUGGGGCAGCUAUGUUGUUCCUUCCUACCCCUCCUUCUAGGGAGGAGUUGUCUGACAUGGUGGCUGCUACAAAGAAUGGAUUUGCUUUAACUGGAAGUGUGGCUAAGGCACCUUUUGGUCCCAGCAUAGGACUUCUGGACAUUGGAGAGUGUGAAGACUCCUACCUGUUUCGUGUGUCUCUUCCAGGAGUCAAGAGGGAUGAAAGGGAAUUCUUUUGUGAUGUUGAGACUGAUGGGAAGGUAAUGAUAACAGGAGUAACUAUAACAGGAGAGCCUACAGUGUAUAGGUAUUCUCAUGCUUUUGAAAUGCAAACUCAAAACCUUUGUCCACCAGGUGAAUUUACCUUGUCCUUCCAGCUGCCUGGUCCUGUUGAUCCACAUCACUUUUCAGUGUGGUUCCAAGAACGCAGGGUUAAUUCCAAUAUGAACAUUUCACAUGCCCUUGCAAAUAUGACAGGUGCCUCAGCUGAUAUCAUUCUGACAUCCUCAUCUGCCUUCAUAAUCUUUUUUAUCCUUGCCAAGGGAAGACUAUGGUUCUUGAAAUCAGUCACUUUCUCAAUUUCUUGAUAUUGAUUUGUCCAAAAGGCUUGGAGUCUCUGCUGCAUCUGCUGUUGUUGUUGCUGAUGCAUGUGCUGAUAAGCAAGUUGAUGCUGUCCUAGUUGAGUUGUGG
Molecule: messenger RNA, 1481 nt
Organism: Vigna radiata var. radiata (mung bean)
Lineage: Eukaryota; Viridiplantae; Streptophyta; Magnoliopsida; Fabales; Fabaceae
Product: increased DNA methylation 2
Exons: 3
Coding region: 119-1378 (419 amino acids)
Cellular component (GO): nucleus
Source: RefSeq, a predicted model, not a curated record